UUCAACAUUCUUGUUGCUGAUCAACAGUAAACAACCUAACGAAUAAGUGCAGUAAAAUCUGUCUAAAACUCUAAAAGUUUAAAGUACCAUUGCAUUCUUUCAAAAUGUUUGACGUUGCUUUAUCUUCGGCUGGAGCACAUAUAGCUCUAGCAACUUCUAGUGAUGACAAGCAUCCACCAGAAAAUAUUAUUGACGGAAAUUCUGAAACCUUCUGGUCUACAACUGGCAUGUUUCCACAAGAAGUUGUUAUACGCUUUCAGACGUUAAUGAAAAUUACAAAUAUUCAUGUUCUUUCUUACAAUAUUAAAAAACUUCGACUUGAAGCAUCUGAAAAUGAAGACUACAGUAAAUAUGACACCAUAGCUGAAAAAAAAUUUGAUGAAACAGAUUCGCAGUUACAACAGGAAGAGAUCCAGAUAGGUGAAAAAACAGCCAUGUGCCUCAGGCUUGUCGUUGAGUCAGGCUAUGAUCAUUUUAUCUGUAUCAACAAAGUUGUGGUCAGUGGACAAGCUGUUCAUUGAAAGACUUGACCUUUUUUCCUUUCAUUCCUCAUACAUUUUGCUUGUACAUAACUCCUGCUGUAUUGUUAUUUAUGUUCCACUUUGGCACUGUAGAUAUUAAAACGUGAUACAUGACAUUGC
Messenger RNA from Physella acuta, 641 nucleotides. RefSeq names its product intraflagellar transport protein 25 homolog. Gene Ontology annotation, cellular component: centrosome; intraciliary transport particle B; cilium. The record is from RefSeq and is a predicted model, not a curated record. Gene Ontology annotation, biological process: intraciliary transport; multicellular organism development. NCBI's taxonomy places the organism in Eukaryota, Metazoa, Mollusca, Gastropoda, Physidae.